Molecule: messenger RNA, 516 nt
Organism: Acanthoscelides obtectus
Lineage: Eukaryota; Metazoa; Arthropoda; Insecta; Coleoptera; Chrysomelidae
Source: the annotation of a GenBank genome assembly
AUGCACAACCCUAGUAAGCAGAGAUCAGUUCUUCGAACAAACAAGUGCGGUGAGAGGGAAUCAGUGAAUUCUCCCGAGUCUAUCGCUGACUACAACACCUUCAUGAGUGGAGUUGACAAAUUCGAUCAGCUUAUGUCGACUUACUCGAUUGCCCAGAAAUCUCGUCGGUGGUGGUUGAAACUAUUUUAUUAUUUCAUCGAUAUGGCGGAAGUAAGUAGUUACGUCAUGUACAAGGACUCGGCCAAAAAACAGCGUCGCCGUUAUUUGUGUCAUCUCGAGUUUCGCUCUCAAUUGGUCAACGAAAUGAUCGGUAAUUUCUGCAGCAGAAAACGCAAGGGCUAUAGUCCCGGAGCGGGAGUAGGCAGAAAAACACAUCAACCAGGUGGUUACCCUACCGUCCAAAAUGCAAUUCGUUUGUCAAACGUCGGAGACCAUAUGCCCAAGCAGCAAGAGAAAUAUCGUAGAUGCGCGCACUGCAGUACGAAGGCGAAAGAAAAGAGAAGCAACAUGAUUUGA